AAUUUGUUUUUUUUUAAUGAUAAUUCAAACAAGCAUUUAUUCUAAGCAUUAUUAUUAGCUUUAUAUUUUAAUAUUUUAGACAAAAGAAGCAGACCGGUGCUCCAUACGGCAUGCGCCAUCUUAAAAUACAGUGACCUUUUAGGGACAUACAACAUAUUAAGCUUCGCAUUUGAUGUUUGCGUUUUUAAAUGAUGUAACCUCAAAGAAACAGCAGGGGGCAGAAUUGCGCCUUGUAAGCAUGCAGUCUGACAAAGUAACUAAGAAGAAGAAGAAACUAGCCACACCGUACUUCUAGCGAUGGAGGAUCACACAUAUUCUACAAGCAAACUUGAGAAACGGGAUAGUUUGUCUCAUCCAAGUAAAAGAAAAAGGAUUUUGAAAAGUGAACAAGACCGGCAUCAUGAGAAAACCAGAGUAAAUAUAGGAGUUGCCUUCCCAAGAUGGAGAGACCUCAUGUUACAAAAGGGAUUCAGUAGACACGCUGAGCUUGCUACCUUCCUUUUGGACAGGUAAGUUAAAAAUGUGUGUUUAAUUUCUUCAUUGUAGUAGUUGUGUGCUUUGUGACACAAAGUUUGUGUGGAGUAAGCUAGAGUUUGGGAAACAGCUCAUGCUAACUAGUGCCAAAAAUGUAGCACACCAUCUUAAAAUUCAGAAGCAUUUCUUUUUGUUUAUUGUUUAUGCGCCUUCGUAUACAUAUGUAAUGAUUUAACGAUCGAUCAUUUUUGGUGGUGUUGCAAGACAGCCACCACAAUAGAGCAGUUUCUUGUAAGAAAACUUUAAUUCCAAUAGUAUCCCAAACUCCACCUAAAAACCUGUCAUAUUCAUACUGUUUUGCAUUGUGUUUAAUUUUGCACAGGCACAUUGGGUUGGAAUUCUACACCAUGUUUGCAAUGUUCACACAUGGGCAAUGGGAAACUGCCAGCAUAAUCAUCUUGAUGACCAGCAGGGGAAGCAGUGGAUCGAGAAGGAUUCCAGGAGUCACAAAGCUCUUGUGGAGAUUGUCUUGAACAAACGCUGGCAGAAGGACGUGCAUAAAUAUCUGCACUUCAGAUCAACAGCCCUGCUUGAGUCAUUUCAGAACCACAUUCUGAUGUAUGCCAGCAAGCGUCAAGCCUUCUCCUACAAAGUGUAUGAAGCCAGAGUUCUCCUUGCAGCACUGGAUUAUAACUUUCACCUUAAUCGACCAGCAAUCAGGAAUGCUGAAGGCCAACUAAUAUUCAAACGGAAGUACAAUAAGAAUGCCAGAAGGUACAGUGUGUAUUCACUAAAAUCAGAAAAGGGCUACGAAUACAUUCCAGUACUCCAAUCAAAAAUAAUCAACGAGAGGUUUGCGAGAGGAGUCGGGAUGCCUCGUACCAGAUCAAUGAGGGAUGAUGACCCCAGACGGCUCGGUCUUGUGCCACCCAUCGCUCCACCACCUAUUUCGGAGCUAGUGCAGAUCCAAGUCAGCCGAGGUCUUGUAUCAGAACUCAACACAGCUACAGGCAUCCAGUGGCGAUCUUGUCUACAUUUACAUGGAGUAUUCUAUACCUGCUGCGUGUUACUAAUGUAA
Molecule: messenger RNA, 1552 nt
Organism: Nothobranchius furzeri (turquoise killifish)
Lineage: Eukaryota; Metazoa; Chordata; Actinopteri; Cyprinodontiformes; Nothobranchiidae
Source: RefSeq, a predicted model, not a curated record